Messenger RNA from Oppia nitens, 1060 nucleotides. RefSeq names its product 23 kDa integral membrane protein-like. The transcript has 4 exons. The record is from RefSeq and is a predicted model, not a curated record. Lineage: Eukaryota; Metazoa; Arthropoda; Arachnida; Sarcoptiformes; Oppiidae. The coding region runs from base 123 to 827 and encodes 234 amino acids. Gene Ontology annotation, cellular component: membrane.
GCAUUAGUGUUGCGCCUCUUUUGCCAAUCGAUGAGUGCGUCGUCCAAAAAACCAAACAAAAGUCAAACAGUUGUUAACCAAAAGUGUCUUUUUUGUUGUUUACAUAAAAUCUGAUCCGAAAAAUGGGUGUUUCUUGUGGCGCAACAAUCAUCAAGUAUUUGUUGUUUCUCUUCAACGUCUUGUGGCUCGUUUUGGGAGGAGUCGUGCUUUGGCUGGGAAUCAAAGUCACCAUUUGGAGCGGUUCUCUCAGCGAUAUCUAUGAAAACAAUCUGAGAACCGGAUCCAUCAUCAUUCUGGCCGCAGGAGUCCUCAUCUUUCUCCUCGCAUUCCUCGGCUGUUGCGGCGCGUGUCGCGAAAGCGCGUGCAUGUUGUCGACUUACGGAGCGAUAAUCCUGUUGUUGGUGAUCGCGCAGUGCGUGGGCGCGUAUUUCGCUUUCAAAUACAAAACUGACAUUCCGAAAGAAAUAAAUAAAAUCAUUGAAAAAGGAAUCGAAAAAUUUCAAUCCGAAGAUUCGGUCGCAAAAGGAAUUCAAGAAAUCCAACGCUCUUUCGAAUGUUGCGGAACUGACGGACCCAACAGCUGGAGAGUCAAAACUGGAGGCAGAGUUCCCGCCUCCUGUUGUGACGAAUGGUCUUCAGGAGAUUCUCCGCAUAAGUUGUGUUCCGAUUCUAUGAAAAUCAAAUUCACCGAAGGAUGUGCUCAAAAAGUCACUAAUAUUCUCAACAAAUAUGUCGGAGGUCUGGGAGGAGUCGCCAUCGCUCUCGUCCUCAUUCAACUGCUUAUAAUCCUAAGCGCCUGUUGUUUGGCGCGUGAAGUCCGCAACUAAUCCAAAAGUGCCUAAAAAUCCAAUAAAAAACAGUUUUAAAAAAAGUCUAAAAUUCGGUUUAAAUUCGGUUUAAAUUUGCAUAAAUUGAUGGCAUUUCUCGUUAAUUGUUUCUAAAGUUUCUUAAAUUUGAAUUAUUUAUUGAAUUAUUUAUUUAUCUAUUAAUAGAAAUACAGUUUCAAGAGUUUUAUUCAUUUAUUUCAUAACUAUUUAGUAAUAAUAAUAAUUUUCUUAAA